AUGAAAGUUGUCGAACAUCAAGAAUGUUCUAAAAAUAGAUUAUCGAUGAUUUCCGAAAGAAUUACGAAAAAAGUUGCUAAAACGAAUAGAAACGUUAUUAAAGUUGGCGGUCUGAGAGGUGUUGUGAGAAAGAAAUUACAAUCAAGAAAGGAAUCGUCAUUAACGACAAAUAUUCAUCCUGAAGCUUAUUAUACUAGUAGGGUAUUGGAUUUUUCCUUUAAUAGAUUAUCCAUUUCUUCUAAUUCUAAUAAUUCAUUUACGGCCGGUAAUACUUCAAAUUCUGAUGAUUUUGGUGAAGAAACAGGACAAUCAAGUUUCGCCAUCUCUGAUACGGGUUUGGAAGAUGUAAUUGAAGAUUUUAUUAUCCUUUCCAAAGAUUCUAAGGGAAAGGAAAGGGCUUGGGCAUAG
Molecule: messenger RNA, 408 nt
Organism: Funneliformis mosseae
Lineage: Eukaryota; Fungi; Glomeromycota; Glomeromycetes; Glomerales; Glomeraceae
Source: the annotation of a GenBank genome assembly